Molecule: messenger RNA, 973 nt
Organism: Camelina sativa (false flax)
Lineage: Eukaryota; Viridiplantae; Streptophyta; Magnoliopsida; Brassicales; Brassicaceae
Product: putative F-box protein At3g58950
Molecular function (GO): protein binding
Source: RefSeq, a predicted model, not a curated record
UUUCAGGCGCUUUCUCUAUGCUGUGAAUCCAUACCAGUGUUCAACAACCUCAAAGUGUUACGUAUUAGCAGUUACAAGGACCAAGGAUGGCAAGCAAUGCCGGUUCUCUUAAGGAAUUGUCCACUUUUAGAAACACUAGUCCUUGAGGGUCUCGUACACUAUGUGACGGAUAGAUGUGGGGAUGCUUGUGACUGCGUUCCCGGGGGGAACAAAGGGCGUUCGCUCAUAUCUUGUCCGGUGAAGAAGCUGCAGAUUAAGAGAUUUGAAGGAAAAAAGAGAGAGUUAGAGAUGAUAAAGCAUUUCUUGGAAUCUUUUAGGUGUUUGAAGGAGAUGGAGAUUCAUGCUCGAGAGGAUAAUCCUAUACACUACUUCCAAAUCCCAAGGGAGUUUGAGCUCUUCAACGAGCUUUAUAGUUGUGAUGUCCGGUUCCUGGUGCGUGGUUCUUUGUAUAAGAGACGUGGACUGCUGUCAACUUGAGAUUUGAGAAUGAGUCAUGUCGGCAAGAAAGACAAUUUUUCUGUUAGAAUUUUUGAGAAGGUAAGUAAAAAACGGAGUUAUAAGAUACUUCCUCUCUCCACGUCUGCAUAACAAGAAUAUGUUUGGUUGAUCAGUUACAAACAAUCUCCAAUCCCAUUGGCUUCAACUGCUCACGGUUUCAGAGAUUCCAGUUAAGUAAUAUUUGUAAGUGUAUUGUAGAUAAAUUGAAUCGAUGAUGAUCAACCUAAUCCCUUUGGUCGUGCAUGGUCAGGAUUUAAAGAAAGUUGUUUGCUUAUCACUUGCAAAUUCUCCACUAGCUUGAGGAGAAUAUGUGUGAUGGAACCGAUCUAGCGAACAUAUACUAAUCAAAAGGACAUGACUAAAUUGGGUCCCUCUUUGCCUACACAAAAGAAUGUCUCAAGAAAUUAUUAUACCCUCCAAAACCAAAUCUGCUUUAUUUAUGUGUAAAUCAUUUUACCACUCUAACAAAAUAAUA